UCGUCUGAUUCACCACCGUUUGAUCGCUGUUAGUGAGUUUUCAACACGAUUUUCUAACCGUCGCGUUAAUAUUACAGGAAAAACUCAAUAUUUCUUAGCAGCGUCCGUUACACAGGAGGUCAAGAUGUCGCUUGCGGGCUUGAAAAAACAAAUAAACAAAGCGAAUCAGUAUAUGAGCGAGAAGAUUGGUGGUGCAGAGCACACUAAGCUGGAUGAAGACUUUGUUGAAAUGGAAAGAAAAACUGAUGCAACAAAAGCAGCAGUUGAAGAUGUUAUGAUUAGAACCACAGAAUAUUUACAGCCUAACCCAGGUAAUGCCAGUACGGUAAAAUCUGUAUCAGAAGCCGCACCCCUGAGAGGACAAGCUAAAAAUACAAGGUACCCCCAACCUGAAAGUGUUCUUGGUGAUUCUAUGUUGAAAUUUGGUAAGGAACUUGGUGAUGAUUCAAAUUUUGGUCUUGCAUUAUUGGAUUCUGGAGAAGCAAUGAAACAGCUGGGAGAAGUCAAAGAUUCAUUAGAUUACAAUGUUAAACAAAAUUUCCUUGAUCCAAUGGAACAUCUGAAGUCCAAAGAAAUAAGAGAAAUUCUGCACCACAGGAAAAAACUUGAAUCAAGGCGUUUAGAUUUUGAUUGCAAGAAAAGGAAGCAGACCAAAGGAUCCAAUGUUUCCGAAGAUGAGAUCAGGCAAGCUGCUGAAAAGUUUGAAGAAUCAAAAGAAUUAGCCGAGAGUGGUAUGCAAAAUCUCCUGGAAAGUGAUGUAGAACAAGUUAGUCAGUUAUUAGCUUUGACUGAAGCACAAGUAGAGUACCAUGAACAAUCAUUAACAAUAUUAAAGGAACUUGCUGUUCAACUUCAAGACAGAGUAAAUGAUGCGAAUAGUCGUCCAAAGACUGAACGCAAACCUAAAAAAGUUACAGAAGGUAUUUAUGAUAAUUUUGAUAGUGCUGAUAGUGGAUAUAUAACAUCUCCUUCACCUGGUACAGGUGCAGUGAAAUCGGCAUGUGCCAAGGCCUUGUACGACUUUGAUCCUGAAAACGAAGGCGAGCUUGGAUUUGAAGAAGGAGAUAUGAUCACCCUUACCAAUAGAAUAGAUGAGAAUUGGCUUGAAGGAACUGUACGAGGAAAAAGUGGUUAUUUUCCAACCAAUUAUGUGGAGAUUGUUGUAGAUUUGUAAUUAUGUAUAUAUAGACUGAUUUACUUCACUGCCAUUCCAUCAAAACUUACAGUAACUGACAUCAUUGGUAGUAAUAUUAGAGAAUUUCCAC
This is a messenger RNA of Saccoglossus kowalevskii, 1265 nucleotides long. RefSeq names its product endophilin-A2-like. Gene Ontology annotation, biological process: synaptic vesicle uncoating. Gene Ontology annotation, molecular function: protein binding. The record is from RefSeq and is a predicted model, not a curated record. Gene Ontology annotation, cellular component: presynapse; cytoplasm; glutamatergic synapse. NCBI's taxonomy places the organism in Eukaryota, Metazoa, Hemichordata, Enteropneusta, Harrimaniidae.